ACCUAAUGUGUACUUAUCCCGAUCUUAGCGUCUGUCGGAACAAAAAUUGGGAAAACGGCCAGUCGAGCAACAUCGCGAGACCCAUUGAAUUCAACGACAUUCCACGCGCACGCUUGAAACCGGCCAUCUACCUGGCUGGAGAAGCUCGCAUGUUCAUUUUGUCAAUAUGAGAGCACCACGGAUCCAGCAGUUUCUGAGCCCUUUCCUUCGUAAGGCUCCCGUCGCACCGACAUGCCAGGCCAGAUGGCUUCAUAAGACACGAGAGACACCCCCGGUCCCAUCGCCGAUACCCCUCGUUCCCGAUGUUCCGACUUUCCUCAAGGUUCUCGGCCGCGGCCUAAGUCAGCACGUCGACAAGUUCCCCUCGUGGGAGUCUCUCUUUACCCUCUCGUCGACACAACUCAGAGAGCUCGGCCUCGAACCGCCACGAACGCGACGCUACCUCCUUACGUGGCUUGAAAGAUACAGAAAGGGCGCAUUCGGCGUCGGGGGCGACUUCAAGCACGUCGAAAAUGGCGAGGCCUAUCUUAAAGUCAUCUACGACCCCGCCACGAAGAGGAAAAUGGUCGUCAACGUUCCGGCCGAUGCGGAUCUGAAGGGCAUCCCCAUCGAAAAGCUUACAAAGCCAUCGGGGUACAAGGUGCGCGGCUCUACUGCGAUUUCUGGUCCUCAUGCCUUGCCCCUUAAGGCCGGCGAGGGCGCGCGUGUGGUCGUGAACGAGGGCAUGUGGGAGCAGAAGCAGGGUCAUAAGGUUGAUGGAGGUGAACGCAGACGGGCUGAGGUCCGCUUCAAGAAGCGCAUUGCUGCGCGCAGGGCCGAGCGGGAGGCUCAGGGUCUACGAUGAACAGACGAGAGGGGUUUGCGCGACGACACCAUUUUCCAGCCUCAUACCACUUGACACCACCAACUGUACUAUACUCAUAGAUCUUGUACGAUACGAGGUUGAAAAAUGGACGGCGAUCAUUGAUUGCUU
Messenger RNA from Colletotrichum destructivum, 973 nucleotides. Its product is annotated as Putative small ribosomal subunit protein mS41. The record is from RefSeq and is a predicted model, not a curated record. The transcript has 2 exons. Lineage: Eukaryota; Fungi; Ascomycota; Sordariomycetes; Glomerellales; Glomerellaceae. Bases 167 to 844 code for a protein of 225 amino acids. Gene Ontology annotation, cellular component: mitochondrion.